GGCCAGACCUCCGCCUCUGCCCGGCCAGACACCCACAAAGACCCCACAGACUCCCGGGACACACAAGGGGGAGAGAGACAAGCUGGGACACGACGAGAGAGGGAAAAUAGCCGGAGCAUUUGUUGGGAGAAAAAAAAAUUGCCAGUCGCAUUGCAGCAUCUCACAUAUUUUUCCAUUGGUAGCCUUUUUUUUGUUUUUAUCCCCAUUAAUCUUUUUUUUCUACAGAAGAAAAACAAACUUUAUACUCAAUGGAAAGAUGUAAAAACCAACCCGGAUAUUAAACUUGGACAAAAACUGCGCCCUUCAGAGCACAACCACCGGACUGGGCACACUUAACGGGACCGUUAGGUUUUUAGCUAGCUAGGUGGGAUCCUGACCACUUUGUGGGAGAAGACCAAAAAAAGACAUUUCUUCCUGUCCUCUCGCAUUUUUCGCUUCACUACGGGGGGAAAACACCAAAGAUGCUGUCGGAGCUGAGUGAGUGGUUCUGGCAGGAGCGGCUGUGGUUUCCGGAGGGCCUGGGCUGGGCUGACCUGGAGGAUCGGGAUGGACGGGUAUACGCCAAGGCAAACGACUUGUGGGUGGCGCUGCCCAUCGCUCUCGUAUUCCUCAUUAUUCGUCAGAUCUUUGAGAGGACGGUGGCUACACCCUUGGCCUCUCUACUCGGGGUGAAAGAGACAGUGCGGCUCAAAGCCCGUCACAACCCCACACUGGAGUCCUACUACUGUAACAUUACCAAAAACCCCACACAGAGUUCAAUAGCAAGUCUUUGCAAGCCGACUGGCUAUUCAGAAAGACAAGUGCAGCGAUGGUUCAGGAGACGGAGGAACCAGGACAGACCGAGUUUGCUCAAAAAAUUCAGAGAGGCCAGUUGGAGAUUUACCUUUUACCUUCUUGCUUUCAUUGCUGGCCUGGCCGCCCUCAUCGAUAAACCUUGGCUAUAUGACCUGAAGGAGAUGUGGCAAGGCUUUCCUGUGCUGACUCUCCUGCCAUCUCAGUAUUGGUACUACAUGAUUGAACUGGGUUUCUACGGCUCUCUGCUCUUCAGUGUGGCUUCUGAUGUCAAACGCAAAGACUUCAAGGAGCAGAUAGUCCACCAUGUAGCGACCAUCCUCCUCAUCAGCUUCUCCUGGUGUGUCAACUACAUCCGUGCUGGAACUCUCAUCAUGCUAGUGCACGACUCCUCUGAUUACCUCCUUGAGUCUGCAAAGAUGUUCAACUAUGCUGGCUGGCGAAAUGCCUGUAACUACAUCUUCAUUGUAUUUGCUGCAAUCUUCAUCGUCACUCGUCUGGUCAUCUUCCCCUUCUGGAUUAUUUACUGUACGUGGGUUUACCCAGUGACCAUCUACGAACCGUUCUUUGGCUACUACUUCUUCAAUGGGCUUUUGAUGAUUCUGCAGUGUCUACAUGUCUUCUGGGCUGUCCUCAUCAUACGCAUAGCAAUUCGCUUCCUCACAAACAAUGAAAAAGUGGAUGAUGAAAGGAGUGACAAGGAUGAAACAGAUGAAUCAGAAGAAGAGGAGGAAGGGGAGGCGGAAGAUAAGAAGGACAGGAAGAAAAAUGGACCCGUGCAGAACGGUCACGCAGUCCACAACAACAACCACAGCAAGACAGAGUGAGAGCAAACAAGUGUCAGGACGUAGGAAUGUGAGAAGGACUCAUAUCCCUAAACAGGGGAGCAGGAGGGAGGGAUGAAAAGAGAGCAAGAAGAAGGGAGGGGGCAAGCCAUUGCCUAAAAUCAAGAACAGCAGGUACCCUGAGGACAUUUGACACUGUUACCUUUGAACGACACAAAAACACACUCACACACAUUCAUUCGUACUUUUAGAGGGCACAGAGAUCCAGCAGAUGAUAUACACUACAUGAAGUGGCAGGGUUUUUUUGCUUUGUCAUCAGAGCAAAAUGAAUCAUUGUCAGUGUGAGAUGUCAGUCCCAACGUUUCAAAGAGACAGGGGAGAAAAUGGAGAGGAGCAAAGUGUGGAGAGGACACAGAAGGGGGUGAUGCUGCUUCUACUUUAGCUUUCUUGUUCUAACUGUGUGCCUUAGAGCCAGCUAGUUGCUGUUAAAAUCCCAUAUAAUUCGCUUUUGUGCUUUAAUCUUGUGUUGCUUUAUUUUAUUGUACCUUUUUUGUUUUAUACUGAAGGAACAAAAGAGUGAGCGUUUUAUGAAAGCGAAACAUUAGGGCAUUUAUUUCCCUAAUUUUCCGUCUAUGCAAUUACACAAGUGUUUGUUCAGCUAUUGCAACGUCUUUGCACAAACAUACAGCGUCUCUUAUAUAAGGUAAUAAUUUGCAGUAGGACUGUGUGCUUCUGCUCUCAAAUGCAUCCUGUGCCACUUAUUAAGUAGUCUGCCCCGUAAGGUUUACGGAAUACAUGUUUCACUUUUUUAGAUAAACAGCUAGAAAGUCUUGCUUUCUUAUUUUAAUUCCAGUUCAUUUUUUAAUCCAUGUCCAAAUUCUCCUUCCAAGAGAGAUGUUUGGCCUGCAAAUGUUGUCGUUCUCAGUUCUUUGCUGUUUGAGCAGUCAGUAAUACCCAGAAAUGAGUGUUCAGCAGAAACACUGCAACAGAAAUCACAGCUUCCUGCUAGUUUUGACACUGCUGAAUGUUUUUUUCCUCUCUGGUUUGGCUGAAGCGGUUUGAUCCUGUUGAGUUUUGAAUCACACUGAACAUGUCACCCACAGAAACAUGAUGACUCUCCAUAAAAUCACUGCAAAGGUGGCUUGCUCUGUUGUAAUGUAGGAGUGUUACUAAGUUGAAUUCAAUGGGACAGAAUAACCAUUUCCAGAUAUUACAAAUAUUGGCCACAUUUCUUCAGUUCACUGCCUAGUAGCCUGGGUUAUAUUUAUUAACUUCGGCGAGAAUUUAAGUGUUGAUCUAAGUGAAUGAUUUUAGGUAUGAUUUUGUGUAUGAAACGGGUUUACAGGUAUGUUCUAUGAUUUUUUUUUUUUUUUUUUUAGAAAUCUGGUUUGCAGGCGUUAAGUGUUUCAGUUUUGAGACUCAUGAGGAAUUCAUGAAAUAAUAAGUGUUGUAGUUUUGUUGUUAUGCUUUAAAGUUUUUUGUAUGUCAAGUGCCUUAUCUGUAAUGUAUGGGAAGCUCUCUCUAUUGUCCUCAUGUCCUCUCCUUUUCUUUCCUGUCUCCAUCUCACAUCACAGAUUCAACUCUAAGACUAGAACAUCCUCCCUCCCCACUGUCUCAUUCAUCAAUCACAUUUCUCCUCUUCAAUAUAAAUUGCCCUCCUCUCAAACUCACCCUCAUUCCACCACCAUGUUCUUUUUUACUAACCCCGACCAACCAGCAACCUCUCUUCCCCAGUGAUACAGAAGAAACAGCCUUGUCCUAAUUACAGUGUUAUUAUUAUUAUUUUUUUUUAUUUUGUUUUUUUUAAUGAUGCCUAAGUAUUGUUAUUAAUAAUAAAAGCAAA
Molecule: messenger RNA, 3420 nt
Organism: Xiphias gladius (swordfish)
Lineage: Eukaryota; Metazoa; Chordata; Actinopteri; Istiophoriformes; Xiphiidae
Gene: cers2b
Product: ceramide synthase 2b
Exons: 11
Coding region: 462-1619 (385 amino acids)
Biological process (GO): ceramide biosynthetic process
Cellular component (GO): membrane
Molecular function (GO): DNA binding; sphingosine N-acyltransferase activity
Source: RefSeq, a predicted model, not a curated record